AUGGCCGGGCUGCUGACGCUGCUGGCUCCUGCGGGCAGAGCGGGCGUCCGGGUGCGGCCCGCCGCCGCUUGGCUCCUCAGCGCCGCCGCGCCCUGCACCCCGCCGCCCUUGGCCCGACCCCUGCUCCGGCCCGGGCCCAACGCCCGGUUGCUGUGCGUGGCCGGCAGGCACGGCCCGGGCCGCCAGGGGCCCAGCAAAGCCGUGGGGACGGUCCGGGACCAGGCUGGAAGCACAGAGGAGAAAACGCUGAGCAAGUCCCAGCAGCUGAAAAAGAUCUUUCAAGAAUAUGGGGCGGUGGGGAUGUCCCUGCACAUCGGGAUCUCCUUAUUCUCCUUGAGCAUCAUCUACGCGAUUGUCUCAAGCGGCGUGGACGUAUCCACCUUCCUGCUGAGCCUGGGAUUCAAGGAUUCACUGGUUCACUCCAAGGUGGCGACGGGCACCAGCACCUUCGUGGUGGCCUACGCCAUCCACAAGCUGUUCGCGCCCGUGAGGAUCAGCAUCACCUUGGUGUCCGUGCCCCUGAUCGUCAGAUAUUUCCGGAAGGUGGGCUUCUUCAAACCCCCCACGGCAAAGCCCUGAAGGGGAGCCAGGAGCCCGUUUCUUACCAACUCCGCAUGGGGAGCGGGGGCUGAUUUGGGGGAAGGGUGCUGUACUCAGGCCCAAGUGUUGCCUCUGCCAGCAAGUCAGGCUUCUGAAUAACUGUCAUUUGUGAUUUGGUA
This is a messenger RNA of Echinops telfairi (small Madagascar hedgehog), 719 nucleotides long. It is a transcript of the gene MIMS2, whose product is annotated as family with sequence similarity 210 member B. Lineage: Eukaryota; Metazoa; Chordata; Mammalia; Afrosoricida; Tenrecidae. Gene Ontology annotation, cellular component: mitochondrion. The record is from RefSeq and is a predicted model, not a curated record. The transcript has 3 exons. The coding region runs from base 1 to 579 and encodes 192 amino acids.